Messenger RNA from Uncinocarpus reesii 1704, 1332 nucleotides. RefSeq lists its product as uncharacterized. The record is from RefSeq and is a predicted model, not a curated record. The transcript is spliced from 4 exons. The coding region runs from base 1 to 1332 and encodes 443 amino acids. Lineage: Eukaryota; Fungi; Ascomycota; Eurotiomycetes; Onygenales; Onygenaceae.
AUGGCCGAGUCCGCCUUAGCAGGUCAAAAUUGGAUGCUCAUUCGAGGGCUCGCCGGUGCAGCGAUCAGCCCGGUGAGAUUUAGCGAGGAGCAGACCGUUCUGAGUGUGCUUGCAGCUGUGCGUUCGUUGAGCUCAGUCGCCUCGACGACGGGGUGGAAAGGCAGAUGCGGAUCGAGCGUCUGGCCCUUGGUACCGGAGCCGGGCGUAAUUGGUGAACGGAGGAGGAGAGUUUUGCGCAAGCCACAGACGGACCGCAAGGGAUUGGUUCCUCUUCCCACACGGCCCUGUGCAAAAAGAACGGGCGAUGGGAAUGAUAUCGACUCGCAAGAGAGCAGCGCGAAGACUCGGGGAGGAGGCGCGGCUCUGCGGCCCUGGGCGAACGAGAUUCGAGGCACACGUCAAAGCUGGCCAGAGGGUUUGCGCGCCACGUCCUGGGAAGCGAAAGAAGCGUUUGGCAAGCUUCUUGACUACCUUGGCUGCUUCGAAGCAAACGGCGGAGAGCUGGAGCUGUGGAGGAUUUCCCAGCAACGGCGGGUGGAGAAGCAGGACGUGGUGCGGGAGGGUUGGCUAGAUCAGCGAGAUGGCAUCGUCGAGAAGAAGCGAACAGACGUCGAGAUGCGUGCUGGCCGUUUGAUAUGGCGUUUUGAUGGGAAAAAGCGUCUCCAUUCAAAGCGAAGCGAGCGUUCCGUCACCAGCCAUCCCGUCCUGUAUCGUUGGUUACAGUACGGUUACACCCCCAUGUGUCAGAUGACGAGGGCGGGACCCACUUUGCUGCCGUGGUGUGGCGUGCGUGCUGGCCAGGAGUGGUCAAGUGCCAAUACCGCGAUGAUACCUGAACGUUACGCGUCCGCUGAUUCGCCUAGACGCCGGCUGCUAUCAUCGCAGCUCGUGGCCAUUAGCUUGCAAGACAGCCGCGGCGUCGUCUGCGUUGCAGUUCUACUCGUUGGGAAUCGUCACAGGCCGACGGAUCUAUGCAUGUGGAUGUACUGCCGGGGGAACAAUCGACAUCACUCAAGCAACCAGCAUGGGUGUUUGCUCCUCUUCUUCAAUGAUCCUAGCUCUGUCCCAACACCAAUUGACAAAUCCUGUGUCUGCUGGGCUUUGCUGCUGAACGACCACAGCUCCAAGAAGAAACCUGAUACCCCCCUUCUCCCAGCGCCGGAACAAUGCUCGAUCAGCACUACGCCCGUCCUGUCCACUCCUGCCCUCAGCUCCCUCGCCGCCAGCACCCGUCCAACCGUUAAAUGGCUUAAUACUGCACGUCCGCAUUUUGGGGCUGUGCAGCCCAGCCACACUGUGGAGGCCCCGACUGGGUCCAUUCACGGCUUCUGA